Molecule: messenger RNA, 1155 nt
Organism: Lottia gigantea (owl limpet)
Lineage: Eukaryota; Metazoa; Mollusca; Gastropoda; Lottiidae
Exons: 5
Coding region: 166-1152 (328 amino acids)
Molecular function (GO): cyclin binding
Source: RefSeq, a predicted model, not a curated record
GGCGAUGCGAGUUCAGACAAGCAGACGAAUUCGGUGUUUUUAGUUGUAAAUGGUUAGAAAAUGACGAUGACAGGUGCUCUCUGUGGCUUCAAAUUGCAGUUUUAAUAUUAAGCUGGCCCUGGUAUGAUAUGAGUUGAAUAGCAGUAUAGAUGAUCAGUAAUUAGAAUGGCAGGCAAGCCAUCAUCCAGCUGUUUAGUAGAUUGGGAAGUUUUGAUUCCUCUUGGUCCAACUUUAGCUUUUCAUGUGGGAUGUGUUGUGAAUAAUUCUGUGUAUCUACAUGGUGGUAUUGAAAUCAAGGGCAGUAACUCUCCAUGUAAUAAGUUAUAUAAACUAGAUCUAGAGUCGUUGAUAUGGAACCAGAUUGUAAGCCCUGAUAGCCCAGUUUUAAGUCAUCAUGCUUGUCUAGUUAGAGAUGAUAGGUAUAUGAUAAUAAUAGGAGGAUGGGAUGGUAAGAGUAGAGGUAGUAGAGUGUAUGUGUAUGAUACAGUAGAGAACAAAUGGUCUGAACCUCCCACUACUGGCUUCCCUGAAGAUGGUGGUCUAAGUUCUCAUACUGUAAACGAACUCUCAGAUGGCAAGAUAUUAAUAGUAGGACGAGAUGGAAGUCUACGUAUGCAGAGACGUCAUGGUAACGCUUAUCUGAUGGCAGGAGAUCAAACCUCAGGUUUUAAAUAUUCAGAAUUCAGUAAUUCAGUGACAUCACGGUCCGGUCAUACAACUUCUAUUAUCGGUACGAAAGUUUUUAUUAUUGGUGGUAGAAGUGAUAAACUCGUAGACGUGUACACAGGAUAUUCAAAUAAAUACACUCAUGCUAACUCUGUUAUAGAAAACUUAGUAUCAGCAGCAGGAAAACUCAAAGCAUUACACAAAUUUCCAAGUGGACGCAAACAUCACAUAUCCUUACCUGUACCUGGGGGACUAUUUCUUCAUGGUGGAGAGACAUUUGACGGGAAGUGUCGUGAACCGGUGGGUGAUAUGUAUUUAAUGACUGUCAAGCCUGUGGGUAAUUUUUAUAAGCUGGGUACGAGUAGUGUAGGACGGAGUGGCCAUGUUUGUUUAGUUUAUAAAGAUAAAGUAUUACUACAUGGUGGAAUCUCAGGGAAGAAUUCCUCCAUCCGAUGUGAAACUUUUGAAUUAAAAUUGAAAUUUUAAAAC